Messenger RNA from Pogona vitticeps (central bearded dragon), 2923 nucleotides. The record is from RefSeq and is a predicted model, not a curated record. NCBI's taxonomy places the organism in Eukaryota, Metazoa, Chordata, Lepidosauria, Squamata, Agamidae.
GUAAUUGGAAUAGAUAUGGAAUGUUUUUGUCUGUGGGCCAUUGUUUUGUGUUCCAUGUUUGUUGACAUAAUUCUUGUUAGAAUUUGGAUUUCUCCAGUCCUUGUGACUCGAAACCAUGGUGACUACCUCAAAAGAAUCUAUCAUCCUCACAGUUCCAAAGCUGAUGAUUUGUCCACUGCAAUUCUCAAGCAAAAGAACCGGCCCAAUCGGUUAAUUGUUGACGAAGCAAUCAAUGAGGACAACAGUGUGGUAUCACUGUCCCAGGCCAAAAUGGAUGAAUUGCAGCUGUUCAGGGGAGACACAGUCCUGCUGAAAGGGAAGAAGAGAAGGGAGGCAGUAUGCAUUGUCUUGUCGGAUGACACCUGCUCGGAUGAGAAGAUCCGUAUGAACAGGGUUGUUCGAAACAAUUUGCGCGUGCGCUUGGGUGAUGUGAUCAGCAUCCAGCCAUGUCCAGAUGUGAAGUAUGGCAAACGUAUCCAUGUGCUUCCAAUUGAUGAUACUGUGGAAGGGAUCACAGGCAACCUGUUUGAGGUCUACCUCAAACCGUACUUCCUGGAAGCCUACAGACCAAUCAGAAAAGGAGACAUCUUUCUGGUGCGUGGAGGGAUGCGUGCAGUGGAGUUCAAGGUGGUGGAGACAGACCCCAGCCCCUACUGCAUUGUUGCUCCAGACACUGUGAUUCACUGUGAGGGAGAACCUAUCAAGCGAGAGGAUGAAGAGGAAUCUCUCAACGAAGUGGGAUAUGAUGACAUCGGAGGCUGCCGAAAGCAACUGGCUCAGAUCAAGGAAAUGGUGGAGCUGCCACUCAGGCACCCCGCUCUCUUUAAAGCAAUUGGUGUGAAGCCUCCCCGUGGAAUCCUGCUUUAUGGUCCACCAGGUACUGGGAAGACCCUGAUUGCCCGGGCGGUAGCCAAUGAGACAGGAGCUUUCUUCUUCCUGAUCAAUGGUCCUGAGAUCAUGAGCAAGUUGGCCGGGGAGUCGGAGAGCAAUCUGCGGAAGGCCUUUGAGGAAGCUGAGAAAAACGCUCCAGCCAUCAUCUUCAUUGAUGAGCUGGAUGCCAUUGCUCCCAAAAGGGAGAAGACACACGGUGAAGUGGAACGGCGUAUUGUCUCUCAGUUGCUGACCCUCAUGGAUGGCCUGAAGCAGCGAGCACAUGUGAUUGUCAUGGCUGCUACCAACAGACCCAACAGCAUUGAUCCUGCACUCCGGCGAUUUGGUCGCUUUGACAGGGAGGUAGAUAUUGGCAUUCCGGACGCCACCGGACGGCUGGAGAUCCUGCAGAUCCACACCAAGAACAUGAAACUGGCUGACGAUGUUGAUCUGGAGCAGGUGGCCAAUGAGACCCAUGGGCACGUUGGGGCUGACUUGGCUGCCCUUUGCUCAGAGGCAGCCCUGCAGGCUAUCCGGAAGAAGAUGGAUCUCAUUGACUUGGAGGACGAGACCAUUGAUGCUGAAGUGAUGAACUCCCUCGCGGUGACCAUGGAUGACUUCAGGUGGGCCCUGAGCCAGAGCAACCCCUCAGCCCUGCGUGAGACAGUGGUGGAAGUGCCACAGGUGACCUGGCAGGACAUUGGCGGCUUGGAAGAUGUCAAGCGAGAACUCCAGGAGCUUGUACAGUACCCAGUAGAGCAUCCAGACAAAUUCCUUAAAUUUGGCAUGACCCCUUCAAAAGGAGUGCUGUUCUAUGGGCCACCUGGCUGUGGGAAAACUCUGCUGGCCAAAGCCAUUGCCAAUGAAUGCCAGGCCAACUUCAUCUCCAUCAAGGGGCCAGAGCUGCUCACCAUGUGGUUUGGAGAGUCAGAGGCCAAUGUGCGCGAGAUCUUUGACAAGGCCCGCCAAGCAGCUCCUUGUGUCUUGUUCUUCGACGAACUUGACUCCAUUGCAAAGGCCCGUGGUGGGAACAUUGGAGAUGGUGGUGGUGCUGCAGACAGAGUUAUUAAUCAGAUCCUCACGGAGAUGGAUGGCAUGUCGACCAAAAAGAACGUCUUCAUCAUUGGUGCCACCAACCGGCCAGACAUCAUCGAUCCAGCUAUCCUGCGCCCGGGACGUCUGGACCAGCUGAUCUACAUCCCGCUGCCUGACGAGAAAUCUCGGGUGGCCAUCCUCAAGGCCAACCUGCGGAAGUCCCCUGUGGCCAAGGAUGUGGACUUGGAGUUCCUGGCAAAAAUGACCAACGGCUUUUCUGGGGCUGACCUGACAGAGAUUUGCCAGCGGGCCUGCAAACUGGCCAUCCGCGAGUCCAUUGAAAGCGAGAUCAGGCGGGAGCGAGAAAGGCAGACCAACCCUUCUGCGAUGGAGGUGGAAGAAGAAGACCCGGUCCCUGAGAUCCGCCGUGACCACUUCGAAGAGGCCAUGCGCUUUGCCCGCCGCUCGGUCAGCGACAACGACAUCCGCAAGUACGAGAUGUUUGCGCAAACCCUACAGCAGAGCCGAGGCUUCGGCAGCUUCAGAUUCCCAUCCGGUAACCAAGGUGGUGCUGGACCAAGCCAGGGCGCAGGAGGAAGCGGUGGAGGAAAUGUUUACAGCGAAGACAACGAUGAUGAUCUCUAUGGUUAAAGUGCUGUCAGAGUGGACCAAACUCCAGAACAGGCCACGUUGUACAGGGCAAUUCCAGUGGUCAGUGGACUCCUGGCAUCUUCAUUCCUUGGUCAGAUCCUUGUAGCUGCGUGUCAGGCUCUGUGUCAGCUGGAGUCUGCUGUAAAUGCAAGGCAGCUGGUUGGCUGGUCUGUUUGGGAGGCAGGCAGGCAGGCAGGCAAUUAAUGAGAAGGGGAACUGGCUACACUUCUGGGAAAUUUCUGUUCUAGUUUUAUGGCAGAAUCAGCAGCUUUAGCAACGGGUACAACCAUAGCCUGUAAAAACAAAACAAAACAAAAAUUUAAAAACCCACAAAAAUAAAAAAAAAUAAAAAAAUCCCAUAACUUCA